AUGGUCGCUACUGGUGAUAAACCAGACCCUGGCCCCUUCCCAGAAGAAUUACUCCGUCCGCAAGGGCCGCCGUACCGCACUGACUAUGAUUCUCCCCUCGCUUUCGAAAUCGCGAAAGCAGAAUAUUCCAUGCGCGAAGACUGUGAUCGAGUCGUCACUUGGGGCCAAGACACCCGCUUCAGGCCUCACACAUGGGGCUUCACUCUCUAUCGCGCCUGUUUCGGUCCCGGGACGGAUGAGCGUUUCCCCGACGCUGUUCGGCGCCUCGACGCAUGGGUUCGUCACCUCGUGCUGAGCGACCGGUACCGCGGGCUGGAUGCAGACACACGUGAAGAAUGCAGGUUGCUCGACUCAAGGCUCGACCCCCAGCGGCCUCUCCCGUCGCGAGAACUGGCAAAGAGGUUCCACCUGGAGGUCAUCGAGGAUUAUCCUGGCAAGGAACAUGUCGUAGCCGGCCACGCCACUGAAGACGGCGAGGAGGACUUCUCUCCAGUGGGAGAGUCCUUUACGAAAUGGGUGAGCGAGCAUGCCGUCACUCAAGACGACCUCUACGUGCGCAACGACCACUGCCUCAUUGUAGAUGAGAAAGCGCUGGAAGCUCUCGAACGACUCCCUCGGAGCACCCCAGAGCCAGGGCCAGAACCGGCAAACGCACCCCAGACAAAGCUUCUCUAUGGGCACAACUCGGGGGCCUGGGUCUGGAUGCUGGAUCGGGAGUAUUUCCACACGUUUACACAUUCUGGCCCGGAGCACAUUUGGAUAAGCGACACAUUCGGAGGUGGCCCACGUUACACUGACGGGCUCCCUGCUAGUCCGUGGAUUCGCAUCAUGCCAAGUUCUAUCCCAGAGGUGUGGUUCCAUCGCCCCAGAAAUUUUACUCCAUCAAAUUGGACCGCCGUGAUACAGAGAGAUAAACACAAGUUUGAUAAAAUUAGUUGGUGGAACCCCGUUCCAUCGGCCUUCAACGAAGUCUACAGUCGGAAACGUAGGGAGCAGCUAGCAUAG
This is a messenger RNA of Clonostachys byssicola, 1005 nucleotides long. Lineage: Eukaryota; Fungi; Ascomycota; Sordariomycetes; Hypocreales; Bionectriaceae. The record is from the annotation of a GenBank genome assembly.